GUUCUCACAAUCUUUUAUCUUUUAUAUAUUGUCUCUCUCACUCUCUCUUGUUGUGAAUUAUUUCCUUUGAUCUUUCAGGUUUGCAAGUUCAAUGACGAACAAAUCUCAGCCGUCAAGUUUAUCACCAGAUGAGGCUUCUCCCCUUCCCCAGCAGCCUUGCAAAGCUCUUCCAAAUGGUGAAGCAACUGGUUCGCAAAUGAAGCCGUCGAAAACCAAAAAAGCCCCCUACAAAGCUCUUCUCAUUAGAGCUCGAUCACCAGACUUUGAGGAAUAUUCAUCGGAGAGUGAAUAUUCCUCCGAUGAAUUUUCCUAUGAAGCGGAUGGUGAAGCAUCCGAUUCAUCAUCAGCGGGUAGUGAUGCAACCGAUGUGAAGCCGAUGAAGAACAAAACUGCGAGAAAAGCUCCAAUAUCGCAAGAACCAGAAGCGGGGAUGGAAAUCGAAGAGCCAGCCAAGAGGAGAAGGAUCUCAGAGAAGGACGAUGAUUCUGAAGAUACCAUGUCCUGGGAACCAGAAGUUAAGAAGACUCCUUGAAAGAAAAUUUCGUCAGAAGAAGCAUAAAGUAAAUCCAAGGAG
Molecule: messenger RNA, 574 nt
Organism: Arabidopsis arenosa
Lineage: Eukaryota; Viridiplantae; Streptophyta; Magnoliopsida; Brassicales; Brassicaceae
Source: the annotation of a GenBank genome assembly